Polypterus senegalus (gray bichir) is the source of this 874-nucleotide messenger RNA. Its product is annotated as prostate stem cell antigen-like. Lineage: Eukaryota; Metazoa; Chordata; Cladistia; Polypteriformes; Polypteridae. Bases 261 to 638 code for a protein of 125 amino acids. The record is from RefSeq and is a predicted model, not a curated record. The transcript has 3 exons.
AGGUGGUUGGUCUGUGGUUGCCAGAGAUCAGAUGUUAAGGAUCAGUCAGAAACACAAGUCACCCUUUAGUCAGCCAAUGGAGAACAAGCCUGUUAGUUGAGUGGAGCCUGCCAAGCCUUUGUUUGUCGUGUGUGUUGAGGGACGCCCCUCCUAAGACAAUCAUGCACUUGCUGACACGAGCCCCUGCUUUGAGCUUAAAUAAGGGUGACUGAGCCAGCAGGCAGUCAUUACCUCUGUGCUUGACUCCGACCGACAUAGUCAUGCAGACCCAGCUCGGUGUACUGCUGCUGCUUGUCUCUGCUGUCAAAGUGAACGCGCUGCAGUGCUACACGUGCGACGCUCAGACCACCAAUAGUAAGUGUCAGACCCCGGCAGCCUGCAGCCAGACGGACAAGUCCUGCAUGACGACGGUGGUGAAUACGAUUGCGGGGUCGCUCACCCUGUCCACCUCCAUCACGAAGGCCUGCGCUGCCACCUGCUCGGCCUCCGAGCUCAGCAUGGGGAUGAUCUCCACGCGGGUGACCUGCUGUGCCACAGACCUGUGUAAUGCCAACAGCGCCACCACCAUGAGGCUCCAGCCGCUGGGCCUGCUCGUCGUACUCCUUCACUUGCACCUCUUCGCCAGUUUGGGAGCUUGAGCCGUGGUACCCAAGCAGAGCUGUUCGGGAUCCUUCGCAGGUUUGUCAGCCGCGGCGAGUUCACAAGAACGCUUUGUGUCAAAGCGGCUCAUCCAAACUGAAUGGCGGAAGAUAACUCUGAGCUGCACGUCAGCGCCAUCUGCUGGCUCGAAUUGGAAAUGUCCAGUCGGCAUUAAUUGAUCGAUCUUUCUUUCUUUGUACUCAGAAUAGUACCUCUAAUAAACCCUUCUAAAGUU